AUGGCUGAAAGCUACAUAACCGAUACGGACACCUGGCUGAUUCAUGGCUUCCAAAAUGCUCUUUGGAAACUACUGGCCAAGCAGCCUUUCCGCUUCAUUCUAGCAAAAAUUCGAAGGAGAAAUAACACACGACAAAAGUUGAAUCGUAAACAGCGCGAAGAAGCGCUCAAUAGUUUCAUACUCUCCCUGAGCGAUCAACAGCUUGCCACUGGGCUGGCCAUACUCAUUGCAGCUGUCACAAAUCAAUGUACGCUGACACCUCCCGAUUUCCGAGUUGCGUUCGCACUGGCUUGGUUCUCAACAACUACGCAUCUGGCAACGCUGGAUAGUCUACGUCAAUACUUUGUACAACAUGCGAUGCUAAGAAACGUCCGAAUAAUCGGAAUGCUUGCCUUUAUGGCCCUUUUCCUGUACAGCUUCCUUGUCGUACUUCUUAUGGAGAACAGUCCUGAUAGUCUUGUCCCCGUCCAAUGCCAUGUCCAAGGCUCGGUCAAAUUAUACAGCGACGAAGAGAUUACACUUUCCAAGUACUUUGUGCCUUGGGUUAUGACGGUACUGUUUCUCAUAUUUGAGUACAAGGCUGCACUUCUCAGAACAUACGAUUAUGGCGAUCAAGACUUGAUUGGUUUGGGUGCUUUAUCGAAGAAUGUACUUGCGCUUUGGAGCCGCUGGAGACAUCCCAAAAACUUACAUCUACCUCAUAUGUCGACCAAGGAAUGGCGCUACGUCCAAAACGAGUUCGCGCUAGAGCUUUUUGCUGCCCAACGCCGGGGACUGCUGGAGGGUGUAAUGCAAGUCCCAGCCAACACCAAGCACUGGCGUAGGCUUAACAAGACCUACCAAUAUGCAGAGCAUAGACACUGGCAAUCUUUGCUUCCACUCGCUUUUCCAAUGAUAUUCAUGAUGGUCUACGGGUUUGUACAGAUGUUGAUGUUCCGCCUGGAACUCGGGGAAAUUAAUGGUAUCGAGUUUGACUCGUCAAUGGGGUUUGGUCAAAUCAUCCCGUUGAUUCUUCUCGCCCUACCAUUUCUCGCAGCAGCAGAGCUAUAUAGCGAGUCCAAAACUGUACCGCUCCAAACAAAACCGCUUGAAUUCAGCUCGGCAGCCACCGGCGAAUCAACUUCAGCUAUUGAAUUCACGGCCAUGAAUCGAACACUCACGUUGCCCAUGACCUCGUCUGCAGACAGUGGUGACUCUGAGCUGGUGCAGCUAGAGCAAAACGCUCUCGAAUACGCCGCUCAACUCGCAGACAUACAACGAUACUUCUACGCCGACACCAAGUGUAUACAAAGACUGCAGGUCGCAGCCAAAACCGAACAAGAAGUCAAGGAAACCCUGAAAAAGAAGGCGGCUCUUCUGAAAGCGACGAUUGAGUACCGUGCGUCGGAACAACACAUGAAAGGCUUCUCAUGGGUGAUGACACUGAUACUGUUUUCUCGAGUAUCAGUUGCUGUCAUUAUGCCCACAUUGAUUAACUUGGGGAAGUAUUCUUUCAGUGGGACCGCGGGUGGGUUUUGGAUUCUAGCUCUUGGAGCUCACCGGUUUUACACUUGGAUCAAGAGGCUACGCUGCAUCAAAGUUGAGAGGUAUCUACGACUUUUGGAGGACUAUCGCGCGAAGAAGAUACCCACGGGCCUGUAA
Messenger RNA from Pyrenophora tritici-repentis Pt-1C-BFP, 1641 nucleotides. RefSeq lists its product as uncharacterized. NCBI's taxonomy places the organism in Eukaryota, Fungi, Ascomycota, Dothideomycetes, Pleosporales, Pleosporaceae. The record is from RefSeq and is a predicted model, not a curated record.